UGGCGACUGCGAAACUGGGUGAAGUCGGUCAUAUGAGGAUUUACCUGUUACAGGUGAUUUAGCAAGCUCUCCCUUGGGAGUUGCUUUCAGCUGGUUUUGCUUGAGUAAAUUUAUCGAGGUUGGUGAAAUAAAGUAAACGCAAGCGUGACAGCACAACAGAAGGAAGUCGGCCUCUAACUGCACCUUCCCUACCUGUUCCUGAUGCCGAAAACGGAUAGCUGGCCAAUGAACGGCAUCACCAGAUUGAGUGGCACAGGUAGUUGUGACAGUAUGGCCAGCCUUGGCUCAAGCCAGUCCACCAUGAGUAAUGACAGCUUGGAGUAUCUGUCUCCUGAGGAGAGAGCGUGCCUUAUGUUUUUAGAGGAAACCAUUGACUCCUUGGAUACAGAGUCGGACAGUGGAUUAUCAAAUAGUGAGAGCGAUGGAGUUGACUUAGGAAGGAGCAAAUUUAAGGAUGUUUAUGGAAAUAGUCACACAGCAGCAUCACCCCGGGGAAGCAGAAGCAGUCUCCAGUCUAAUUUAUUGGUGCCUGGGAAGAAAGCUGAUGCAGUAAGCACCAGGGGUACGUCCUCUUCUAAAAUACUUCCAACUUCCAGUGAAUUAACUGAAAGGGACCAUUCUCCAGGUGGAAAACCAAAAGUCCCUGCUCGAGAGUUAAGUCGUAAUGCAUUGAAUGUGUCAGAUGUUAUACCACCACCACCACCACCACCAUUUUUUAGAGAUAAUGUGGAGAAAGCAGUGAUAAAUGAAAAUAUUCAGAGGUCGCUUUUUUCCAGAGAGCUGCAACAAAAACCCCAAGAGAUUUCAAAUGUUUCUUUCAACAAAAAUGAAGCCUUGGCAAAGCGGACCAGUGUUGCUUCCAGCCAACCUUUGACUUUAGAAGGACUAAAUAGACUAAGGGAGCGAGCAAGUAUCAAGAAAGCUCCCCUAAAUCCAGCAGAAAUAAACAAAGUCCUCCCCACUCAAAACGUAACUGUAUCUACUCAGUCUUCAGACCUCCGUGUAAAGGAAUCUGUGGCUCCUACUUCUAUUGCUUCAGUUGCUCCUCAUAAAAAGGAAGAAGCCAGUGAACCUCAGACAAGGAGCGCCCCACCUACUGCUCCAAAGCCAAAGAAAUUCCCUCCAAAUAUACAGUUAAAUACAUCAAUAGGAACUGGACAUUUAUCAAACCAUGAAAUCCACAGCAGGGCAUGGAAAGAGCAAACUAGCCCAAAUCUAGCAUCCCCAACUGAGGGUAUUCCAAAACCAUUAGCUACUAGUGACCCACAAAAAUCAAGAAUUGAAGCCCUAAAGAAACUUGGAUUACUUAAACAGCACUCUGAUUCAGAGCUGAAAGCAGAGUUUGGCCACCCUCUGAAACAUCACAGGUCAAUGGAGGCUUUACCUGUUGGACAGAUAUCUCUUGGAGACUUUCCAAAGCCCAAGCCAUUGCCUGAAGGCCGUGUAGACAAUGCAGAGACAGAGUUCUCACAUAGUCGCAGUAUGCGCCCUCGCUCAGGAACAGACCUGCGUACAAUCAAACAAGAAAACAUUUUUUUCAGCAAGUCUGCAAACUUCAAAUCUGUAACCCUGGAACGCUCAGGAAUGGGUCUGGCCAGCUACAUGGCUAAUAAAGCGAACCAGACCAACCCUCCUAAAACUGACUCAACUGCUGCCAAACCUGUUUCAGACACUUCAUUGCAAAGCUCCCUCCGGAACACCAGACCUCGCCCAGCCUCCCUUGGAAAUGGAAAGGAUUUUGACCUUCAGGAUGGGGACAUACAAAAAGAAGAGAUGAAGUUGAACUCAAAAAUAGUAAGGAAAUCUUAUCCUGCUCCACGAGUCCCUGAAAAGACGCAGCAUUUUCUGAAUAACAGUAUCCAGAUCACGCCAAGAACUUCAACAGAAGAGGAUAGGAAGGUAGCUCUGAGAAAGCUUGGGUUGUUGAAAGACUGAGAGAUUUCUGUAAAAUUGGAAUUGUAUUUAUUGUAAAGUAGCCAAAAUUUAAAUAAAUCACUAUUUUAAUAAAAGUACUUUCAAGGACCAAAGAAAUAUGGUAUAUACCACCUGAAGGAUAAUGUAAAUCUUAAUUCCACAAAAAGUGAACUUCACCAUUUUGGUUUGACUAUUUUGAAGGGGUAACCAGCAUGUCAUGACUGAGCUGUUGGAAUUCUGCUGCUAGUGGAUUACAGUAACGUGAAGAAACAUGCUGAGUAGAAGCAAUUGGGUUACUUUUUGUUUUUUGUUCUGAAACUCUGUGUUCCAACUGUUGGAAAAUGUGACAAUUUCAAGUUUAGUUGAACAGCUAGAUUUUACAUUUUGUAUGUCAUUAUACCCUCUUACUCCUCCUUGGUUGUACGUGAAAAGAUGUAAAUUGACAACCCUUUGAUUGGGGGUGGGGGGGGGUGGAAUCAACAGCAUUUGUCCCUUUUCUUGUAUAUUUGUUUUGCAAUUUUUAAAUGUGUAUUUUUCCAGUACUUUGCUUUGAAUAUUUUCCACACUUUUAAUAAAGCAAGGUUUUUCUUGACAUUUAUCACAGAAGCACAUCUACUAGUUUAACAUUACAGGGGUUAAUAUGAUUUUUAAUGGCACCUGCAAUAAAACAAUGUGACUUUCAUGACUGUAAAAUAUAAUCAAUAUUGUAAAGCUAAGAGCUGUAAUGAAAUACCCCUGCUGUAAAAUAUAAUCUGUAUUGUAAAGUUAAUAGGUAUAGCUUUAAUUACCUCACUCUCUUUUGGAUGCUGUUUUCAGGUAAUGAUAUAAUAGACAUUCUAGCGUCUUUUAGAUUCAUUCAUGUUUUCCUGAAAUUUCAAAAAUGUACUGUAUGUGAAAUAGUGGGCAAACAUACUGCUUAUAAAAUACUGAGCAUUUAAAAAAUAGCACAACUGCAGCCUUUAAAUCAUGUCUCUGUGGUUUGAGAUUUUUCACUGAUCACCUCUUCAUGUUUUGGCUGACUAUUUUGGGAAUGAGACGUACAGUGCAACUGCUUCUCUGCCCGUUUUUUUGCAUAAUGGACACCACUAUUUCUCGCCUUU
Molecule: messenger RNA, 3014 nt
Organism: Erpetoichthys calabaricus (reedfish)
Lineage: Eukaryota; Metazoa; Chordata; Cladistia; Polypteriformes; Polypteridae
Exons: 4
Coding region: 202-1935 (577 amino acids)
Source: RefSeq, a predicted model, not a curated record